Messenger RNA from Bufo bufo (common toad), 1069 nucleotides. Its product is annotated as sulfotransferase 2B1-like. Gene Ontology annotation, molecular function: sulfotransferase activity. The transcript has 7 exons. Bases 148 to 1017 code for a protein of 289 amino acids. NCBI's taxonomy places the organism in Eukaryota, Metazoa, Chordata, Amphibia, Anura, Bufonidae. The record is from RefSeq and is a predicted model, not a curated record. Gene Ontology annotation, cellular component: cytoplasm. Gene Ontology annotation, biological process: sulfation.
ACCUUUUGGUGCUUUCAUCACCUAUGUUACUGAGUCACAGAAGUACAGUACAACAGCUUUAGGGUGUAGCAUGACAUAGAGCUGGGCACGUCUAAUGUUUUAUGGGAUGGGCAUAGUGUUCAAAGUUUUAUUUUCUGUGGAGACACUAUGGACACCGACUAUUUCCAACACAAAGGGAUUUCCUUUGCUUCUCUGAUGUACUCGCCCGAAAGGCUGCAGUACCUGGAGAAAGAAUUUCAUGUUCGUGAUGAUGACGUCUACAUUGUUUCGUAUCCCAAGUCAGGAACCACAUGGAUGAUGGAAAUCUUGAGCCUUCUUUGUAAAAAUGGUGAUUUUACCUGGUGUCGUGAAGUCCCAAAUUUCAUGAGAAUCCCUUGGCUUGAUGUCAGUGGGCUUGGAGAAAAAUUAGUUGAUGAAUGUCAGUCCCCACGUUUUCUUGCAUCUCAUUUACCAAUACAGUGUUUUCCGAAGUCUUUAUCUUCUUCAAAGGCAAAGAUAAUCUACAUAGCUCGAAGCCCAAAAGAUGUCCUGGUGUCUCUUUAUCAUUUUGCUAAUAUGUCAUACCUCGUUAAAAAAUCUAACAGUUUUGAUGAAUUCAUGAAGGACUUCUUGCAGGGCAGAGUGCCAUUUGGCUCCUGGUUUGAUCACAUAAAAGGCUGGAUGCAGAUGAAAGACAACAAAAACUUCUUGUUUGUUACAUAUGAAGACCUAAGUCAGGACCACAGAGGAACUAUCAAGAAAAUUUGUACAUUCCUUGAAAAAGAGCUAGAAGAACAAGCUAUUGACUUAGUGGUGGAGCACUCCAGCUUCAAAAGCAUGAAAAACAACAGUAUGUCCAACAACAGUCUGGUUCCAGACUACGUCAUAGAUACUAAAAACAACAAUUUUAUGAGAAAAGGAAUCAUUGGUGACUGGAAGAACCAUUUCACACAGAAACAAAAGGAAUAUAUGGAUAUAAUUUACCAGCAGAAAAUGAAAGCUCUUGAUGUUAAAUUCAGCUGGGAUGAACACCUAUAAUGUGGAGUCAACUGCAAAAACUGCUUAGGGAAGAAUGAAAUAAAUUAAAUAA